Molecule: messenger RNA, 546 nt
Organism: Suillus bovinus
Lineage: Eukaryota; Fungi; Basidiomycota; Agaricomycetes; Boletales; Suillaceae
Exons: 4
Coding region: 1-546 (181 amino acids)
Source: RefSeq, a predicted model, not a curated record
AUGGCAGUGAAAGCAAACUCGAAGAAUCCGGCCAAAAAGUCAAUUUUGAAGGCGCAGGAGGACCUAUGCGCCAAGAUGGAGUCAACUGCAGGACGCACUGCAAGCGUCUCAAAAUCUCAUCAAGGUGAAGACCGCCACAAAGACUUACAGGCAAAGAUGGAGAAACAUAAAUUGAAGGCUUUGCGUGCUGCAUACCAAAAAAAUCCCAAAGAGUUCAAUGCUGAGCCCACUGAGCUGCACAGCGACAUUGACAGGGAUGAAGAAAACAUGUUCUUAGAUCACUUUGUACGCACUAAGGUAUCUAUGCCGCGUGCACUCACAUUCAGUGCAAGCAAACCUCCUCCAGUUGUCUUGGCUCCAAAGUCUUUCUCACCUACCAGUAAGCCACACAAAGCUUCUGUGACUGUCACGAGACCCACAAUGCUCAGUGGUGACAGCAGCAGUGAUGACAGCAGCUGCGAUGACACUGAGAGUGAGGAUCACAGUGACAGCGACUCCUCACCACUGGUUGUCUUCAACUCACUCCUUCACUGGUCAAGAUGGUAA